Molecule: messenger RNA, 1146 nt
Organism: Aspergillus bombycis
Lineage: Eukaryota; Fungi; Ascomycota; Eurotiomycetes; Eurotiales; Aspergillaceae
Product: NAD(P)-dependent alcohol dehydrogenase
Exons: 3
Coding region: 1-1146 (381 amino acids)
Molecular function (GO): zinc ion binding; oxidoreductase activity
Source: RefSeq, a predicted model, not a curated record
AUGGCCUACCACACGGAAGCUUUGGUUGUAUCUGCAGUGGGGAACGAGCCCCGAUUAAGCCCCGUCAUUCUAGAUACCCUACGGGACGAUGAGCUCUUGGUUGAAAUGCACGCUACGGGCAUUUGUCAUACGGAUGUUGCUUGCAUGGAGGGCAAGUUGCCGACAGGGUUUCCUUGUGUUUUGGGACAUGAAGGUGCUGGGGUGGUUCUCCGGACAGGGAAGGGAGUCAAGGAUGUUAGCGAGGGCGACAAGGUCAUCCUUAGCUACAACUUCUGCACGGGCUGUCAGCAAUGCCUGUGCGGCCAGCCUGCGUACUGUGACAAUUUGGUAGCGCAGAACUUUGGCGGCAAGAGGCCGGAUGGAAGCAGAACCAUACGCCUUCCCAACAGCGAACAAGAGGUGUUUGCCAAUUUCUUCGGUCAAAGCUCUUUUUGCCGUGUUGCCCUAGUCAAUCGUGCCUCGGUAGCUCGCGUUGCAGCGGAUACCCCGCUAGAUAUAUUUGCCCCCCUGGGGUGUGGGGUGCAAACCGGGGCAGGCGCAGUCCUUAACACCCUCAACGUGCAGGAGGGUACUUCGGUGGCAGUGUUCGGAGUGGGCGCAGUGGGCCAGAGCGCUAUUAUGGCAGCGCGGCUCCGAGGAGCAAGCAUUAUCAUCGCUGUGGAUCUAGAGGAUUCACGACUGGAGAUGGCGCGUGAACUAGGAGCAACUCAUACACUACUAGGGUCAACCAACGUUUCGCAACAAAUCUCUGCAAUCUGCGCGCCUUCCAACGGGGUGGAAUUCGCAGUUGACUGCUCGGGGGUCACGCAGGUAAUCGAGACAAUGUUGGAUUCGUUGGCCACCCGUGGACGAGCCGCCAGCGUCGGUUCGCCGGCGCCAGGGAAGAGAGCAGGCGUAGAUGUGUUUGCCCAUCUAACGCUGGGACGAGAGUACGUAGGCUGUCACCAGGGGUCGAGUGUUGCUGAGCAGAUGAUUCCAUACCUGAUCGAUCAACACAAACAGGGCAAGUUUCCUGUGGAAAAGCUCAUUACAUACUAUCCGGUGGAGCACUAUCAGCAGGCAUUCCGAGACUUGAAACAUGGGCGAGCGAUCAAGGCGGUUCUACGGUGGAAGGAGGGGAGUUCGAAAUACCCAGACUCCAACUAG